This is a messenger RNA of Girardinichthys multiradiatus, 3905 nucleotides long. RefSeq names its product desmin-like. Gene Ontology annotation, cellular component: intermediate filament; cytoplasm; plasma membrane. Gene Ontology annotation, molecular function: structural constituent of cytoskeleton. The transcript has a single exon. Gene Ontology annotation, biological process: intermediate filament organization. The record is from RefSeq and is a predicted model, not a curated record. Lineage: Eukaryota; Metazoa; Chordata; Actinopteri; Cyprinodontiformes; Goodeidae. Bases 97 to 1233 code for a protein of 378 amino acids.
GAAUCGAAGGAGCUUCAGUCUCAGCGUGGGAGUCGCAAGGAAGCCAGAGCACAGUUCGUUUUUAAAAUUGAGGAGGAAACCCAGUAUCUUACAAACAUGAGGGCUUCAUCUUAUACCCAGAAGAGCUUACAGGUCAGCAGCUCUGCUGGCAGGGUAAGGGUUCAGAGCCCAUCACCUUCCCGGUGUCGUGGAUCAUCGUACGACAGCCGUGGGCGCUCAGGGUAUCGUGGAACCGCUGUCGAGCUGAGCACAGAGAUACACCAGCAAAAUGCCAAUGAGAAGGAGGAGAUGCAGGAGCUCAACGUCAAAUUUGCAGGAUACAUCGCAAAGGUUCAGGCCCUCGAGCAGAGAAACUCUGCUCUGCAAGCUGAGCUGGCCGCUCUGCAGGAUCGGUACAAGGGAAGCCCGAGUGGCAUCAGUGAAGAAUACGAGCUCAAGUUCAAAGAGGUGCGGGAGCUAAUUGAAACCCUCACCAAUGAGAAGGGAGCUGCUGAUAUUGAGCGAGGUUACAUCGAAGAGGAGGUGGAAGUGUGGAGACUAAAACUAGAAGAGGAGCUGGCACUUAAAGAAGAAGCAGAGAUGAUUCUGAGGGAGUUUCGCCAGGAUGUUGACAGCGCCACGCUGCAGAAGGCCGAGCUUGAGAAGUGCAUAGAGCAAUUAGUGGCGGAGAUUGAGUUUCUCAAGAAGCUGCAUGACGAAGAGGUGGCCGACCUCAUGAAGCAAAUUGAGGACUCAAAGAUUACAGCUGAGAUGGACGGUGACCGUCCUGACCUGGCUGCUUACCUACGCAACAUGCGUGCAGAAAUAGAAGCCGUUGCUGCCCGAAAUGUCCAAGAAGCUGAGAAAUGGUACAAGAGCAAAUUCGACACUCUCAAGGAGCAUGCAGGAAAACAUGAAGAACACAUGAAGAUCAUGAAAGAAGAAAUCACAACCUUCCACAAUCAGGUGUCAGACCUACAGAACCAGAUCGACGCCCUGAGAGCUCGCAAUGCAGCCCUGGAACAGCAGCUGGAAGAAAUGGAGAUCUCCCACAUGGACAAGGUGGGAGGUCUGGAGAGCAUCAUCGCCCAGCUGGAGGCUCAACUCUGUGAGACCAAACUUGAGAUGACCAAGUAUCUUCAAGAUUACCAGGAACUGCUGCACAUCAAGCUCAAGCUGGAUGCAGAGAUUGCCACCUAUAGGAAGCUACUGGAAGGAGAAGAGCAAAGGCUGGGAAUUGCUAAAGAUAAUUAAAAAUCCAGAAUGAGAGCAGUGAAGAAUUAACCUUAGUCCAGAACAGUCAUGAAGAAGGCCUGCAGUGCACCAAGGAGCAGAGAGAUCACCUCAGCCUUGAUAUAAAGACUUUAAAAUGUCUUAAUCAAAGGACUGGGUGUUGUUUUAACAUUUUAAUAACAGUAGUAGGGCUUUCAUUAAUAAACUGAACAGAACACAUAAAACUCUAAACCGUUCAUGUUAGGAAUUUGGUUACAGAGAAAUAUCUACUUUGCAAAGUUUUAGAUAUAUUAGGUUUGGUAAUAUCCAGCUCUUCUUGUCCUGUGUAAUGCAUGUUUGACACCAUUAUACAUUAGUUUGCUGCCAUCGCUGCCGUCUUUCCUGACAAAUUUCACAUUAUUUUCAAAACUCAUCCCUCUUCGUUUUUACUCUCUCCUCAUCUCAUCUCGUAUCUGGGUUUAGCAGCCCUCAUUUCUCCUCGCUCGUUCCUCUUUGCUUUACUCCAGCUCCUGCAGUAGUCCUGCUAAAUUUACCUUCCCUUUUUUCCUGCCAAGUCAGCCCUGCUGUCAUACCUCUGUCACUCCUCUGUGCUACGCUUUGUCUCAUCAGUCCGCUGCCUCCUGUCCAAGUUUCCUUUACAGUAAAACCCCCAACUUGGUGCGAAUGACAAAGGCAACCCCAAUUAACUCCGACUGUUUUGACAAGAAACAACUGUUGACCAUUUACCCUAAUGUUUACCAGCUGUUACUUAAUAAAGACUUAAGUUAGUGCAUACACAACGAUGGUGUUGUUUCUUUCCUUCAGCUUGCCUUUUAACCCUAUACGCUGAAAAAAUAUUUCUUAGAAAAUCAGACCUUUCCGUUUAACUUAUAUUUUUAACACUGUUUAAUGACCUGGCUGUACUGUGAUUUGAUAUUCUUGUGUUUGACUGACAUGCAGAACAUCUGCUAUCAUCCAUGCGGCCAACUGUUGAAUUAGUUUGGGUUGGUGGCAGAUUUCCAAAAAGAAUCUUCUCGUUAUGGAUGCAUAUAGAUACAUAAGUGUUGUUUUGAUCAAAAUAUGAUGUAUGGAGGGGUUUAUGGAUAGGAAAAAAUGAAACGAAGUGUUUUGAUCAGGAGCAGUGUAUCAACCACUCUGAGCGUCCUGUAAAUUAAACUGCGAGCGUGGUUAGAGGGAGAUGAGUAUAUGUGAUGAGCCUCUUGGCUGAUUGCAUCUAUGAUGAUACACUGUGAGCUGCAUAAUGAAACACAGUUCUCAUUUUUACUGAUAUGUUGAGGCUGAAUGUCACCUUAGUCAUGAUGGUUUUUCCAAUUCAUCCAUUUAAAAAGUGCAGCUCUACCUUCUAACAGCACAGGGUGAAAAAGAAAACCCAGAAUAAAAAUUGGUUUUGUUUUGGAUUAUUUAAUUCAAAAUUUGCACUGUUAAAAUAUUUUGCCUAAAGAAAUUGCUUACUGUUGUUGACAGUAAACAAGAUGGUUAGCUGUGAAAUGCUUUAUAACGACACAGAUCAUUACACAUGCCUAAUUAAAGCAAAUAGCCUCUGCCCAGUGUUAUUUAUAUACAGUUAUGGCCUUUUUUCUUUGUUACACCCCUUGUAAAUACAGACCCAUUCAAUAAAUUAGAAUAUUAUUAGAAAGUUCAUUUAUUUCUGUAACUUAGUUCACUUAGUGAAACACAUUAUUUAGAUUAAUUGCACAGACUGAUUUAUUUUUGUUAAUGAUGAUUUUCUGUUUAUGGGUAAUAAAAACGCAAUAUUACAUCAAAAAUACUUUUUAAUACAGAUAUGUGGGCCUAAUGAAAAGCGUGUUUAAUAUCUGCUUAUAGGUUGUUAUUUUCAAAAGGUACUUUUACUCUGAAAGGCUUCAUCGGAAGGCAUAUUCUAACUUAUUUAAUAUGACUGUAUAUAAAGUUGUAAAAUUAACCUUUAAUUGCAGUAGCAAAAGCUCUCAUUGAACAAUUGAGAAAAUUUCGACCUUUAAUUUCACCACAUGUACAUCUCAAUGAAUUGCAUUAGUCAUCAACAAGUUGAUUUACCGUGUGUCAUAUUUUAAUUUAUUACACAAAGUGAAGUUUUAUUCCUGUUGAUAGUGGCUUAUAGCUAAUGAAAACCUCAAAUUCUGUUUUUCCGAAAUAUGAAUGAAAAAGCCACCAUAUCCAACGUAUGUGCUAGAACUGUCCCAGUCCUUGUGUAAGACCACUCCUGAACCACAGAGAACACCAUUUAUAUCUGGUCAAAGGGCAAGAAGGACUAGACUGUUACUGAGUGGUCCAAAGUCCUAUAUUCUGUUAAAAAUAAAUUUUGUAAUGAAUUUGUAGAUCAGGCUCCUGGAGUCUGGAGGAAGAGGUACAGAAUCCAAGUAGGUUCAAGUCCAGUGUGAACGUUCUAGUCUGUGAUAAUUUGGGGAGCCAUGUCAUCUGCUGGAGUCGGUCUGUUUCAUCAAGUACAAAAUAGGCAGAGCAGUCUGCCAGGAAAUUUUGGAGCACUUCCUGUUGACAUGCUUUAUGGAGAAUGUGGGGGUUUGUGAAGAGGAGGAUGAAGGACACCAGACCCAGCAAUGUAGAUGAGUAAAGAGGAGCUAUUAAAUCAACCUGGGCUUGCCUUAUAUCACUGUGUAUAAUGAAUCUACAUAGUAUGAGUUACACUUUUUGAAUCCAAUUCCUAUAAUAAAUAAACUUUUCAGUGGUCUACAUUA